This is a messenger RNA of Lottia gigantea (owl limpet), 939 nucleotides long. RefSeq lists its product as hypothetical. Gene Ontology annotation, biological process: G protein-coupled receptor signaling pathway. The annotation marks the transcript as partial. Lineage: Eukaryota; Metazoa; Mollusca; Gastropoda; Lottiidae. The transcript has 7 exons. Gene Ontology annotation, molecular function: vasopressin receptor activity. The record is from RefSeq and is a predicted model, not a curated record. Gene Ontology annotation, cellular component: membrane.
AUUUUUUAUUUGUUUAUUUCACAGGAUGAACAGAUUGGGUUCCUGGUGGUACUCUUCAUGUUUAUAGUAGUGGGUAAUUCUAUAGUACUAGCUGCCAUUGCUUUGUCUAAAGAACGACGAAGAUCUCGAAUGAAUUAUUUCAUAAUGCAUCUGGCUGUUGCAGAUCUUUUGAACGGUCCAUUGAAUGUAUUGAUAGAUCUAAUAUCUAAGAUCACUAUAUACUGGUAUGCAGGAGAUGUUUUAUGUCGAUUUAUUCAAUUUACUAGAGCGGCAGUAAUCUAUGCUUCCACCUUUAUGUUGGUGGCUCUUAGUAUUGACAGAUUAGAUGCAGUGGCAAGACCAAUGAACUUUUCUGGAAGUUGGCUUCGAGCAAAGGCAUUGAUUGGAACAGCAUGGGCAUCAUCUCUGUUGUUCGCGACACCACAAUUAUUUUUGUUUCAUGAAAAGAUACAUCUUGGUGGUCCACAUUGUUUUAUAGACCUGUCAGAACCAUGGCAGUGGCAGAUCUAUAUAUCGGUUAUCGCCCUGAUAAUAUUUGUUAUUCCGGCUAUCAUUAUUUGUAUUUGUUAUGUUGUUAUUGUUAUGAUCAUCUGGAGAAGUAGCAGAUUAUUAAAACCGUCCGAUUCACAAAAAUCUUUUCGAUCAUUCAAGUCAAAAGAUGAAGAGAGUUGUAGUAGUUCAAGAGGAGUUAUACCACAAGCAAAAAUCAGAACGAUCAAAAUGACGUUCCUCAUUGUUUUAGUGUUUAUUAUUUGUUGGAGUCCAUAUUUUAUUUUCAAUUUGUGCUCGGUUUAUGGGUAUGUCGAUUGGUCUCUCCCAUCAACAAUCAAAAUCUCUACCUUCAUCCAAAGUAUGGCACCAUUAAACUCGGCAGCCAACCCCAUUAUCUAUGGUAUAUUUAGUACCAGGAUUUGUAGGUAUGUUCCUUUUAUUUUUUAG